This is a messenger RNA of Radiomyces spectabilis, 1053 nucleotides long. RefSeq names its product G-protein beta subunit. The record is from RefSeq and is a predicted model, not a curated record. Bases 1 to 1053 code for a protein of 350 amino acids. Gene Ontology annotation, biological process: G protein-coupled receptor signaling pathway. The transcript has 4 exons. Gene Ontology annotation, cellular component: cytoplasm; heterotrimeric G-protein complex. Gene Ontology annotation, molecular function: protein binding; signaling receptor complex adaptor activity. Lineage: Eukaryota; Fungi; Mucoromycota; Mucoromycetes; Mucorales; Radiomycetaceae.
AUGAGCAAUAAUACCAACGAUAACGAUAUGGCGGAACGCAUUGCGGAAGCAAGGCGAGAAGCCGAGUCACUCAAAGAAAAAAUAAAGCAGAAAAAAGAAUCCUUGGCUGAUACUACCCUGGCAAGAGCGGCAGCACAAGUAGAGAACUUACCUCGUCUUACAAUGAAGGUGCGACGAACAUUGAAAGGCCAUUUGGCGAAAAUUUACGCCAUGCAAUGGGCCAAGGAUAAACGACAUUUAGUGUCUGCUUCACAAGACGGCAAAUUACUAGUAUGGGAUGCGUAUUCGACGAACAAAAUAUAUGCAAUUCCACUUCGUUCGUCAUGGGUGAUGACUUGCGCAUACUCGCCUUCUGGAAAUUUCGUCGCUUCGGGAGGCCUUGAUAACAUUUGUUCAGUAUAUAACCUUCGUACCCGAGACGGACCGAUCCGCCCCGCUCGUGAACUGACAGGUCAUACCGGUUACCUGAGCUGCUGCCGAUUCUUAACGGACAGUCAGAUAUUAACAUCAAGCGGUGAUACCACUUGCUGUUUGUGGGACAUUGAUGCUGGUGUAAAAACGGCCGAAUUUACAGAUCAUACAGGCGAUGUAAUGAGCUUAUCCAUUUCUGUGAAUCCGAAUCUAUUUGUAUCCGGUGCAUGCGAUGCAACAGCGAAAAUAUGGGAUAUUCGAAACCAAAAAUGCGUUCAAUCAUUUACAGGACACGAGUCAGAUAUCAAUGCCGUACAAUUCUUCCCCGACGGUAAUGCCAUUGGUACAGGUUCAGACGAUGCCAGCUGUCGAUUGUUCGAUCUACGUGCAGAUCGCGAAUUGAACAUUUUCACACAUGAACAAAUUUUCUGUGGUAUUACGUCGAUUGCAUUUUCAUUAUCUGGGCGUUUACUCUUUGGCGGAUACGAUGAUUACCAUUGCCAUGUAUGGGAUACAUUACGCGGCGAUCGUGUGGGUGUUCUCAGUGGUCACGACAACCGUGUGAGUUGUCUUGGCGUAGCGAGCGACGGCAUGGCAUUAUGUACAGGAAGUUGGGAUAAUCUGCUCAAGAUCUGGGCAUAA